Messenger RNA from Linum trigynum, 216 nucleotides. NCBI's taxonomy places the organism in Eukaryota, Viridiplantae, Streptophyta, Magnoliopsida, Malpighiales, Linaceae. The record is from the annotation of a GenBank genome assembly.
AUGAGACGAUGGGUACCAGAUGGUGGAGGCGCCAGCAAAAUUAGUGUCGUAAGCAUCAAAGUGCUUUGGACGAGCACGCUGGCGGUCGCCACGACGGGGAACAGGUGCCGCGAUGGCGUCCGGAGGGGAGGACUCAAGAGCAAGAAUGGGACAAGACGUAGGAGUAGUUGGCCGGUCCGCGGGCGGAGACUGGGGAGCAACAUUCCCAGGCGAUGA